AUGGUCGUCCUACCCUCACCCUUCAGCGAGAUCAGUCGCGUUCCCCUCAUGUAUGAUCGCCCGGCAGAUGUCCAAAUCCUGAACCGACUGACGGCCAAGCUGAGCUGUGGCGCUACCUUCUGGGUCAAGCGAGAUGAUUCAAAUUCCGGCCUAGCAGGUGGUGGCAACAAGAUCCGCAAACUCGAGUACGUCCUGGCGGAUGCCCUGGCCCAGGGUGCCGAUACUUUGGUGACGACUGGUGGAAUUCAAUCCAACCACAUGAGGCAGACGAGUGCUGCGGCGGCCCAUUUAGGUCUAGAUGUGGCCUUGUUCCCUCGCGACUUGGUUCCAUCCAACGUGACGGAGUACUCCUAUGCCGGUAACGUUCAAUUAAAUCAAAUACUGGGUGCCGAAGUCUUCCCAGUCGAUACUACUGAAGAGGAGAUUAUCGAGACUUUAAGAAGCCGCGGCAAGCAGCCGUACCUGAUCCCAUCCGGGGCGAGCCUCCACCCUCUGGGCGGACUCGGUUAUGCCAGAGCCGCAUUUGAGAUCCUUGAACAGGAGAAGAAACUUGAUGUGAAGUUUGAUACUAUUGUUACUGCUGCAGGAUCUGGUUCGACAUUGGGCGGACUGGUGGCAGGUUUUAAACUUGUAGAGAGUCGUGGCCUUUCACAAAAGAAACGGCUCUUAGGCUUUUCUAUCGGGCAUAAGAAGGCUGAUAUGACUGAGAUCGUUCUUCGUACUGCGAGGACUGCUGCUGCGAAGAUUGGUCUCAAGGCGGAAGAUAUCACUGAAGAUGGUUUCGAAAUAAGUGAUGAGUUUCUAGGAGACGCUUACGGGGCGUUGAAUACGAGGACUAUGGAUGGCAUUAAGGAGCUUGCCCGGACAGAGGGAAUUCUGACAGACCCUGUGUACACUGGCAAGGCUUUCACAGGCCUCCUCAGCUUUGCAAAGAAUGGCAAGCUCUCAAAAGGAAACGUGCUGUUCUUACAUACAGGUGGUCAAGUGGCUAUGAGUGCAUAUCCCCAAUUGAAGUAG
Clonostachys byssicola is the source of this 1017-nucleotide messenger RNA. The record is from the annotation of a GenBank genome assembly. Lineage: Eukaryota; Fungi; Ascomycota; Sordariomycetes; Hypocreales; Bionectriaceae.